Molecule: messenger RNA, 747 nt
Organism: Physeter macrocephalus (sperm whale)
Lineage: Eukaryota; Metazoa; Chordata; Mammalia; Artiodactyla; Physeteridae
Gene: THEM5
Product: thioesterase superfamily member 5
Exons: 6
Coding region: 1-747 (248 amino acids)
Biological process (GO): cardiolipin acyl-chain remodeling; long-chain fatty-acyl-CoA metabolic process
Cellular component (GO): mitochondrial matrix
Source: RefSeq, a predicted model, not a curated record
AUGAUAAGAAGAGGCUUCCAGGUGGCAGCAAGACUUGGCCACCACGGAACCCUUCCUGGUGGCCCCUACAUCCUGCCCACGUUCAGCCCUGCCUCAGCAUUCGGAUCCUCCAUGGACUCCCUCUUCUCAAGAUUCUGUCAGGAGAAGACAGAUUUGAAGAAUUAUGCCCUCCCCAAUGCCAGCUGGUGUCCAGGCAUGCUGAACCUGUACCACGAAUUUCUGGAGAAAACUAAGGCCUAUGGCUGGAUCAGACUGCCCUCCUUCAAGUCCAACAGAAACCACAUCCAGGGGCUCGAGCUCCCAUUAGUGUUAACGGUUUCCUCAGACAAAAGUGACUGUCACAUCUUCACCAGGUGUAUCGAAACGGAAGGACAAGGCUACGAGUAUGUCAUCUUUUUCCAUCCAUCCAAGAAGAAGUCUGUCUGUCUUUUCCAACCAGGCCCCUACCUGGAGGGGCCCCCGGGGUUUGCCCAUGGAGGGUCACUGGCAGCCAUGAUAGACGAGACCUUCUCUAAAACUGCUUACCUGGCUGGAGAAGGGCUGUUCACACUAAAUCUCAACAUCAGGUUCAAAAACUUGAUCUGCGUGGGCUCUCUGGCUGUGCUGAACGUUGACGUGGAAAAGGUUGAGGACCAGAAGCUUUACACAUCCUGCGUCGCCCAGAGCACGGACCAGCAGACCGUUUACGCCAAAGCUUCAGGCACUUUCCUCCAGCUGCAGCUGGAAGAGGAUUCAUCUCAAUACUAG